UUUGAAUAACGGAAUAAUCAUUAUGGGACUCCUCGAUAAGCUGUCCAGCUUGCUUGGCCUGAAGAAGAAAGAGGUUCAUGUUUUGUGCCUGGGGUUAGAUAACAGCGGCAAAACUACUAUUAUUAACAAACUUAAACCAUCUCAUGCUCAAACCCAAGACAUAGUUCCUACAAUAGGAUUCAGUAUAGAGAAAUUCAAGACAUCCAGUUUGUCUUUCACGGUGUUUGACAUGUCAGGUCAGGGAAGAUACAGAAAUCUUUGGGAACACUAUUACAAGGAAGGCCAGGCUAUUAUUUUUGUCAUCGAUAGCAGUGAUAAAUUAAGAAUGGUGGUGGCCAGAGAAGAACUUGAAACUCUUUUGAAUCAUCCAGAUAUUAAGCAUCGUCGAAUACCUAUUUUAUUUUUUGCCAAUAAGAUGGAUCUCAGAGAUGCCUUAACGUCUGUAAAAGUGUCUCAGUUGUUGUCUUUGGAAAGCAUUAAAGAUAAACCCUGGCAUAUUUGUGCAAGUGAUGCCAUUAAAGGAGAAGGACUACAGGAAGGAGUAGACUGGCUCCAAGAUCAGAUUCAAGCAGUGAAGACAUGAAAGCCCAGUGAUGGUGAGAAGUUCAUGAACUUAAGUGAUUGUUUCAUUCUAAAAGUAUCUAUUCCUUGAAGAGGAAUGAAUGCUAUAAUUCAUUAAAAAAACACAACCUUUAAAACCCAGUUCAAUCUCCCGUUUGCUUCCACCAGCUCAGAAAGAGUAAACUCUUAGGAACGUAGCAUUUCAGGCAUGCUAAUUCAGUUCCUGAACUAGAUCCAGAUCAUUCCUUUCCUCAGAAGAGACAGGUUGCCAUUCAUUCUAUGGUUAAAUGUCUGCAUUCAUUUUUUAAAAGUUUUCCUGCGUGAAACUCAGCACGUAGACCAGGAAAAUCAUAUUUUAUCUUUUAUGUAUUUUCUAUUUAUCCCUUUAAAAUAUUGUGAAUAUUUAAUAGCGUGUUGUCUCAACUUUUUAAAAACUUGGUGCAUUAUAGAAGUUUUAAGUGUGGGUUAUGUUUUGAAAAAUGACUGCAGAUGCUUCUAAGGAGCUGCUGUGUAUUUGCUAUGUAAUUAAAAUGUUGCUAUCUGUGAUGCGUUAAACUCAAUAAAAUUAAAUGGAACACA
Tachyglossus aculeatus (Australian echidna) is the source of this 1140-nucleotide messenger RNA. It is a transcript of the gene ARL6, whose product is annotated as ADP ribosylation factor like GTPase 6. The record is from RefSeq and is a predicted model, not a curated record. Gene Ontology annotation, biological process: intracellular protein transport; cilium assembly; vesicle-mediated transport. Gene Ontology annotation, molecular function: GTPase activity; GTP binding. The transcript has 7 exons. Gene Ontology annotation, cellular component: cytoplasm; axoneme. NCBI's taxonomy places the organism in Eukaryota, Metazoa, Chordata, Mammalia, Monotremata, Tachyglossidae. Bases 23 to 583 code for a protein of 186 amino acids.